Sitophilus oryzae (rice weevil) is the source of this 1897-nucleotide messenger RNA. RefSeq names its product probable cytochrome P450 28d1. The record is from RefSeq and is a predicted model, not a curated record. NCBI's taxonomy places the organism in Eukaryota, Metazoa, Arthropoda, Insecta, Coleoptera, Curculionidae. Bases 106 to 1602 code for a protein of 498 amino acids. Gene Ontology annotation, molecular function: monooxygenase activity; heme binding; oxidoreductase activity, acting on paired donors, with incorporation or reduction of molecular oxygen. The transcript has 6 exons.
AGUUAAUAAUAAUUUUGUUGUUCUAUCUGCCUAUCUCUUUGGCUUCAAUUGAACAACAACCAGUAGCAAAUAGAGUCUCUACCGGUACAGAACAAUUAUAACACGAUGUACUAUCUAGUUAUUGGUGCUAUUUUCCUGAUAUUUUUGUAUCUUCGGUUUAAAAAAACAUAUUGGGAGGAAAGAGGUAUCCCUGGACCUAAACCGUGGCCCAUUAUUGGGAAUAUUGGAGCAAAUUUCAUAGGCCAGAAGACUUUGGGAGAAGUUUUUUUCGAUAUAUACAGAAAAUAUGAGGGUUAUCCAUUUGUGGGUCUAUUCAGAGCUAAGUCUCCUUGUUUGUUGGUGAGGGACCCAGAAUUAGUGCAACGCAUCCUCGUCAAGGACUUCAAAUUUUUCAGAAACAACGAGAUGUAUGUUGACAGAAAUGUCGAUAUACUUUUGGGUUUUAAUCCUUUUGUAUUACGUGAUCAGGAAUGGAAGGAUACUAGGCAAAUGCUUACACCAGGAUUCACGAGUGGAAGACUCAAAGGCCUUUUUCCAAUUAUCACAAGUAUAACUCAAGAGUUUGUCCGAUUUAUUGAGCAUCAUCCCAAUGCUCACACUGAGGGUAUCGAAACAAGGCUUCUGACAAAACGUUUUACUUCGGACAACGUUGCUAAAGCUGCUUUCGGCAUUGACGGUAAAGCUUUUGAAAGUUAUGACAACAUGUCUGAUUUCAUGCAAAUGGCCAAUAGUUUCUUUACACCCGGUACAAUACAAGCUAUUUUGUUGCAAAUUGUUCAGAUAUUUCCAGCCUCGGUAAAAUACUUUCCCAUCAAAUUAGUACCUACUAAAUUGGAGAACCAAAUUGUUUCGAUAAUAGUCGACGUAAAACGACACAGAACAAACAACGAUGCAGUGCACAAAGACUAUCUUCAAUUCCUGCUAGAAUUGAACAAGGAAAAAAAAUUCAGUGACAAGGAGAUCACAGCUCACGCGAGCACAUUCUUUUUUGACGGCUACUUCACGUCAUCCCUUGUCCUAAGCUAUAUCCUUCUCUGUUUAGCUCAAAACCCGGAAUACCAAGAACGAGUGAGAGAGGAAAUACGUAAAGUUGAGGAGAAUAAUAAUGGGGAAAUUACUUAUGAGGGUCUGCAGGAGAUGGAGUUAGUGAACGCUUGUUUUUUUGAAUCCUUACGGAUGUAUCCUGUUCUGGAAAUGUUAACAAAAGUAUGUACAGAGCCUUACGAAUAUACUUGCGAAGAUCCAGAUUUUAAAAAGAUGACAGUCAGCUUUAAACCGAAUGAUGUUGUCAUACUUCCCUAUGGAAUGUUCGGGAAAGACCCGAAAUAUUUCAAGGACCCAGAGAAAUUCUACCCAGAGAGAAUGAUGGACAAGGAUGGAACCACUAAUAGAGUGUUCUUUCCUUUUGGGUUAGGACCCAGAGUGUGUAUAGGACAGCGACUUGGAAUUAUGCAAGUAAAAAUCGGACUAGUUCACGUGAUUAAAAACUUUGAAGUCACUAUAAGCCCGAAACUUCAACAACCUAUUAAAAUGCAUCCCUUCAAUUUCAUGAAUGAGGUCAAGGGUGGCGUUUGGUUAAGAUACAAAAAGAUCAAGAACUAAAAAAUGUACAUAGCGUAUGAUCGAAAAAAAAAACGGCGUCAAAGACGGCCGGGGAAUAUCAAUCGAUGCUAAUUUUGGCAGGGUCAAGUCCUAGACGUCAUCCAGACCCACAAAUCUAUUUCCAAAAAAUAGUUUUUCUCGAAUUUUAAAGUACACAAUUUAAAAAUCAUCGUCUAGAGAUUGGCCUCGUCAAAAUUAGCAUCGAUUGUCAUUCCUCGGCCGUCUAUGACGCCGUUUUUUUUUCGAUCGUAUGGUACAAGUUGUUGUUAAAUUUGAAAAAAUGUCUGUAUUACAG